UUCGCAGAGAUUCGCUGCUGGUGGUGCUGUGCUGCGUGCUGUCGACCUUUUACCCCUGGACUCCUGGGUUCAGUCGUAUUGAUAGAUUGAGAUAAAACAUUGUUCAACUUUGUUUUAGUUUAGAGGUGGAUUUAGUAUAUUUAAUUCUGUCGAAAUGGCUUCAGUACGAGUAUUUUCGAGAUUUGCUGCAAAACAGGUCUCAAAUGUACGGUGCAAUAGUACAACUUAUGCAGCAACUAGACCAAAUUUGAAACUAACCAGCCAAACAAAAGUGAUUUGUCAAGGUUUUACUGGAAAACAAGGAACUUUCCACAGCAAACAAGCAAUUGAGUAUGGCACUAACAUGGUGGGAGGUGUGUCCCCUGGAAAAGGAGGAAAAACUCAUUUAGAUAAACCCGUUUUUAACUCUGUCAAAGAAGCUAGAGAUGCUACAGGGGCAGAAGCCACUGUAAUAUACGUGCCUCCGCCUGGUGCUGCUAAGGCCAUUAUGGAGGCCAUUGACGCAGAAAUGCCGCUGAUUGUCUGCAUCACAGAAGGCAUCCCUCAGCAGGACAUGGUCAAGGUCAAGCACAGACUCGUUAGACAAAACAAAUCCCGCCUGAUUGGACCCAACUGUCCUGGCAUCAUUGCUCCUGAACAGUGCAAGAUAGGAAUUAUGCCUGGCCACAUUCACCAGAAGGGCAGGAUUGGCAUUGUGUCUCGAUCUGGCACUCUAACUUAUGAGGCUGUCCAUCAAACUACUCAGAUCACCCGUGAUGACGGAGCCAUCGUGACCAUGUUCGUGGCGCUAUAUUCAGUUGUCCAGGUGUUUCAGCAGUCAACACUCGCAAUCACGGCGCCUGAUCCACAACCAUAG
Messenger RNA from Macrosteles quadrilineatus (aster leafhopper), 856 nucleotides. Its product is annotated as succinate--CoA ligase [ADP/GDP-forming] subunit alpha, mitochondrial-like. Lineage: Eukaryota; Metazoa; Arthropoda; Insecta; Hemiptera; Cicadellidae. Gene Ontology annotation, molecular function: succinate-CoA ligase (GDP-forming) activity; succinate-CoA ligase (ADP-forming) activity. The record is from RefSeq and is a predicted model, not a curated record. Gene Ontology annotation, biological process: tricarboxylic acid cycle. Bases 155 to 856 code for a protein of 233 amino acids. The transcript is spliced from 5 exons. Gene Ontology annotation, cellular component: succinate-CoA ligase complex (ADP-forming); mitochondrion.